Messenger RNA from Theileria orientalis strain Shintoku, 435 nucleotides. RefSeq names its product 60S ribosomal protein L34. Gene Ontology annotation, cellular component: ribosome. The record is from RefSeq and is a predicted model, not a curated record. The transcript has 2 exons. NCBI's taxonomy places the organism in Eukaryota, Apicomplexa, Aconoidasida, Piroplasmida, Theileriidae. Gene Ontology annotation, biological process: translation. The coding region runs from base 1 to 435 and encodes 144 amino acids. Gene Ontology annotation, molecular function: structural constituent of ribosome.
AUGGUUCAAAGAGUCCAAUAUCGCCGUAAAAAUACAUACAAAACCCGUUCUAACGUAGUUAGGAGAGUUAAAACUCCAGGCGCUAGACUAGUUCUCCACAACGUAAAAAAGGUUGGAAAGAGACCGAGAUGCGGAGACUGUAAGCGCAUAUUGGCAGGUGUAGCAGCCGUCAGACCACAUUUCUUCAAGACGCUGAAGAGGAGAGAGCGCACAGUAUCUCGAGCUUAUGGUGGAUCACGCUGCCAUACAUGUGUCAAGGACAGAAUCAUUCGCGCUUUUUUGAAGGAGGAACAGAAAUGUGUUAAGAAGGUCGUUAAGGAGAGAGAACACAAAACAAAGGCUGCAGAUAAGACUCAAGUCAAGAAGGCAGUGAAAACAGAAACUAAAAAGGCAAAAACAAAGUCAGAUAAGAAGAAAACAGCUUCAAAGGCAUAA